AUGUCAUUUUCUGGGGCACGAGAAGAGGAUAUUUCGGAUAUGCAAAACGUAUUUAGCUCAAUAGACAGAAACACACACGAAGAAGGAUCAGAUAUGACAGCCAGUGCUGGGGUCACAGAACAAGGUGAUUUUUCAGAUAUCAUAACAUCUCUAGGCUUAAACAAAUAUUAUCCAUCUAAGAUUUCCCUGUUGGAUGCAAUGGUCAUUAAAAAGUUUAUUGGGCACUUGAAGCUUGUUGAUCUUCCUUGGAUGUUUCUACACAAAGUCCUUAUGAUUAAUUUUCAUGCAAGAGACCAACUUUUGUCAGAAGUGAAGAAAUCAUCAAGAGAAAAUAAACCUGAUGAUGGAGGUGACUAUGACUUCGAGGCUCUUCUUGAAAUGCAAAACACGAGAGGUAUUGAAAACAAUGCAACACGUCUUAACCCUUUGGAUGCCCUGGUAGCAAUAUUUACAUGUUGUGACAACUUUCUAAAACAAACACUUGCUCAGAAACUCUUUGUGUGUAAACUUGCAAUUCCUUUUCUCUACCCUCUUGGAUCAGGAGGCAAUGUUGGUAUGUCACUUUGGGCACUCCGAACAAUAACUAUUCAGUGGCAGUCCAAGCAAAAGGACAUUUCUGAGACGUCAGUGACAGAAAGACCUUUCCCUGUGGUGACUUUCGUCAGAUUGGGCAGGCCACCACUGUCUAAGUCAAAGUUGGCAAACGCUAUUCUUAGGGAUGACGGUCAUAGCACCUUCUUUAACCACGAUUGCAACAAUGGUACCGUACCCAGAAGAAUAACUGAUGGUCUUGUGGAAUGUUCCUGGUUCAUAGGAGUAGGCAAAGAAACGGAGCAUCUCCAAAACACUGCAAUGUUCCUUAAUUUGAGAGGCGAUGCCUCAUUAAUGAAGAAACAAAUUAAAAUUUUGCAGGAAAUAUCAUCCGUGGUAUUUGUGACGGCCUCUCCUCAAGACCUGGCUAGAGAUCCUAACACCAUCGCAUUUCAAAAGAUUUUGGACACUGGUGCCAAAGUCAUACUCUUGUUGAUAAGUGGAAGUAAGAAAUCGAUGACACUCAAUAUGGAACUACAAGCAUGUCUAACUGCAGUUGGCAAGGACUUUCUGAAAGGGGUCCCUAUAAUUUUAUCCAACACCAUGCAAGGUUUUCAGAAAAAUCCUAAUGAGCUCAAGAUUGAAGCUAGAGAAAAGCUGUCAGAGGCUAUCGCCUGGUAUGCCGGUAUAACGAUCGAAGAGUGCGCUCGACGUGCAAAAAAUAUGGGAAUCGUCAUAGAUAAGUAUGAAGACAAAGACUGCCUUGAAGGUAAGGCCUUGGCAGAAAAUGUUGUCAGCCACAUUGAAGGUGAACACAUCGCGGAAUGUAAAGCCCUACAACUUCCAAUGCAAGGUAGGAGAUCUAUUGAAUACUUCAAGCUACGAAAGGAUGAUCGCAGAAAGGGUAAAAAAAGCUUGUUUGGGCAUCCACAAGAAUGUCGCUACAUUCCUAUAAACAAGAAGAAGAUGGAGCAUCUUCGUGAAAAACAGUUUGAAUUAUGCAAGAACGGAUUAACUCCAUUCAUCGAAGACUUUAUGUCAAUUCUGAACAAGCAGCCUGAUGUUGUUAUGUAUUCCUUGAAGUGGAUGAGCUUAAUAUUGGCUGAGAUGUCGAAAGCUAACUUGUCAGGCCUGCGUAAGAUAUAUCAAACUGCAUGGAGUCACUUUCAGGAGGCAAGUAACGAAAAGGAGCAGUCAAGCGUGCAGCACUUAAAAUCACGAGUCGAUGAUGCGGAAAUUCAGCUUCCUAGUGCAUCACUUGGCCUAGAAAACAUUUUCAGAGAACUAGGGAAUAUUUACGAAGUGAGAAUGGGAAGCGACAAAAUAGGAAAGGAUACUCGGGCAGAAGUGGAGUAUCUGCCAGAAAUCACUGCCAAACUGCUGUUGAAGGGCAUCCCCUUGCAGUUGGUAGACGGAGACAACUCAAGUGUCCCUAUUAAAUGGGUUAGCGCAGUGCUGGGUAAACUUGAAAAUAUUAUUGCAGGAAAAAAAAUGUUUGUUCUCUCGAUCUUGGGAAUGCAGAGCUCUGGGAAAUCUACGCUUCUGAAUACCAUGUUUGGGUUGCAGUUCGCUGUCAGCGGAGGUAGAUGCACAAGGGGAGUAUACAUGCAACUCAUUCCAGUAGAUGGUAGCGCUGAUUUGCCAUUUGAUUUCGUUGCUGUUGUGGAUACAGAGGGACUUGGGGCGCAGAAACUGGGACAACCUAAAGACUAUCGUGAUAAUGACCUUGCAACUCUCGUAAUUGGUCUUGGAAAUGUGACACUGAUUAACAUAAAAGGAGAAAACGCUGCUAAAAGUAAAAACAUUCUCGACAUCGCAGUACAUGCAUUCUUCGAGAUGAAUCUUGUCUGGAAGCGGAUCCGGGAUAAUAGAAGCUGCAUAUUUGUUCAUCAGAAUGUCCCAAGAGCAAAUGAAGAAGUGAUGGUAUACAGAAAUCAAGAAUUAGAGGAGAGCUUGGAUAAAAUCACCAAAGAGACAGCCUCCAGUAAGAACACAGAAGAUAUUCAUAAUUUCUCCCAGAUUAUCAGUUUUGAUGCCCAGACUCAUGUCUGGUACUUCCCUGAUCUGUGGCAUGGCAAUCCACACUUGGCCCCUGCGAAUCCUGGAUACAGUGAAAAGGUGGGUGUGGUCAGGUUAAACGUUUUAGGAGAUAUUGCAAAAAGGCAGACGACAUUUCUGACACCUUCUGAACUGUCCUUUUGCCUUGCUGGUCUAUGGAAUGGGAUCCUUGCUGGUGACGUUGUCUUUGGAUUCCGCAACAGUCUUGAGAAUAAAGCCUACAAUGAUAUGCAAUCCAAAUGCUAUACUUUGGAAUGGCAGUUGCAAAACGAAUUUAAAUCUUGGCUACACACCGCAGAGAUAAAGUUGAAAAUAUGCCAAACUAUCGAUGACCUAGAAAAUUCCUUUCGGUCCCUCAUAGUAAAACUCUCAGAGGUUCUGACUGAAAAGGGUGCAAAAAUUAAGAUACCUCUGAAGGAUUUCUUCGAGAACUACAAGCUGCGGGAAAUAACUAUCCCAUGGAAGGAGCCAAAGCUGAAACAGCUGAACUUUGUAAUUGAGCACCAACAUCAUGAUGCAAAGGCAGACCUACUCUCAAUAAAAGAAGGACGUCAAGAGGAGAUCUUGCAGCAAGAAAAGUGGCGAAAGCACGAGGAAUAUAUCAUGAACAAGGCAGUCGAACUGGCAGAAAUAAAAGGCAAAGAACCGACUGAUUACGGGCUAGAACAUGUAAAAAGGAGGUUUGAUAUCAUGUGGAUGUCAUUGGUGCACGAGCUUGCAGCUAUGAACCCAGACAAAAAUAUAGAGAUGGAUGUUGUGAUGGAGGAUAUUCUUUGCAAAAUAUUUCAUGGGCACAUCCAUAUUCUUAUGGACGAGCUAAAGCUCCAUCCUCUGAAUAUUCCACUUGAGCAGACAUCCUUGAAAGGCAGUAUCACUGUAGAUGAUGUUAGAAAUGUCGAGCACAUCAGCGUUACAAUGGACUUAUUUAAAAAAGUAAGCUAUGUUUAUGGUAUCACAAACCCAGUGUUACAGGCAAAACAAGAGACAGUGAAACUGACAGGCAGAAUCAUGGAAGAAAUAAGCUCUUAUUUACACAACAUGUCUAUUCACAGUGUGAAAUUCCAAGUAACAAGUGCAAAAUGUGUCAUAGAAAAUCUCGUGCAGACUAUUGAUACUUACAAUAUAAAUGCAAAUGUGUCUAGACACUGCAGCUUCAAGAUUACACGUAAAUAUGUUGUUAAACUGGCAGUUCAUGUUAGCCGUCACUGCGUUCAGGUGUUCAAUUUGAUGCAAUUAAAGUACAAUAACAAAUAUGGAUUGAAGGCCAAGAUAGAAGACUACAAGUAUACCGCAUGGAGUCUUUUCAAGUAUAAGGUCAAGCACAGCACUGAAGAGGUCAUUGCAGGUGACCUCUUAUGCACACAUUUGAAGGGAGUAGUUCAGGAGGCAGUAAAGAAGGCAAUUCCAAUCAAAUGCAUUGAUGAAGUUCUCAGAGACUUCCAGAUGACAAAGUACUACCUGAUUGUGAAAAUGAUGGAUGACCUGGCUACAAAAGAAAAAAUCAAGAAAUUCAAAUCCUAUUUCCAGAAUCCCAAAGAGCGUACUCUAAGCUGGAUUACCAAGUACACAAACGAGAAGAUGUUUUCUAGACAUGAUGUAAGUGGCAUGUCCAGGUAUGCAGAACUGGCUAAGAGCCAUAUUUUAAGAAUCAAGCGAUGUAUUACGAAAAGUGUUGAAAAUGCAACUGCUGAGGUCGGGCGGCACAAAGACAUGCAGAUGGCACUGUGGAUUGAUAAAUUCUGCCAAGGAGUCUCUGAGGAAAUAGCGGUACCAGUCAGUUCCCUGACCUGUGUGAGUUCUCGAUCAGUGGUGAAUUUCAACAAUCUGAACAGGAUCAUCCUGGACACGCUGGAUAAAACCCAAGCUAGUCUGGAGAAGGCCUUUAGCAAUGAAACAGAACACACUGUUCAUUGGGAUGGAACACCGCCACCACAGCAAAUUCUGGAUAAGAUAUGGGGAUGUCCUGAUGUGUGCCCGUUUUGUAAAGAGCCUUGUACAGACACCACGCCAGACCAUAAUGAUUUACAUGGGAGGAAUCACGCUUGCAUAUCACAGACCAAUGGGAAUUGGUGGUGUGGUGAAUUAUCGGAUAGUCUAAUACCACAUGGUAUUGCUGAGUGCCAUCAGCAUAUGGAGUUCGUCUAA
Messenger RNA from Lytechinus pictus (painted urchin), 4734 nucleotides. Its product is annotated as interferon-induced very large GTPase 1-like. The transcript has a single exon. The record is from RefSeq and is a predicted model, not a curated record. Bases 1 to 4734 code for a protein of 1577 amino acids. Lineage: Eukaryota; Metazoa; Echinodermata; Echinoidea; Temnopleuroida; Toxopneustidae. Gene Ontology annotation, molecular function: GTP binding.